This is a messenger RNA of Loxodonta africana (African savanna elephant), 3597 nucleotides long. RefSeq names its product cytoplasmic polyadenylation element binding protein 1 (gene CPEB1). Gene Ontology annotation, cellular component: synapse; nucleus; cytoplasm. NCBI's taxonomy places the organism in Eukaryota, Metazoa, Chordata, Mammalia, Proboscidea, Elephantidae. The record is from RefSeq and is a predicted model, not a curated record. The coding region runs from base 624 to 2084 and encodes 486 amino acids. Gene Ontology annotation, molecular function: translation factor activity, RNA binding; mRNA regulatory element binding translation repressor activity; mRNA 3'-UTR binding. The transcript has 10 exons. Gene Ontology annotation, biological process: negative regulation of cytoplasmic translation.
GGUUUGGGGGUGGAGAGUGGAGGGAGGGGCAGGAGGGCAGAGCUACACAAGCCGGCAGUCCACUGCUUUGGCUUUGCUGUCUGCAGAGAGGACUUCAGUCGUGCCUGAGGGCCGCUUGGCCACCAUUGCUGGAGACCGGAGGGUGCUGCCUCCCCACCCUGACUUACUGGCACGGCACCCAGACUAUUCCAAGUGGACGUUGUGCUAGCUUUUCCCUGGGAGGCAAGUCUCCUCCCUGUUGUCCCCUCCUGCUCCUCCCCCGUUCUGUGAGGGAUGAUGCCGCUCUCUAUUGCACGGCUCAGCCGGCUGAUGUCACUGGCAGCGGGAAGCAUCAGCAGCCUGAUCACAUGCUGGCCCAGUCUGUAAUGCAGACGGGAUAGGGGUGUGUGUGUGGGGAGGGGGCUGUAUGGCAACUGCUCUUGCUCUAACGCCCCCAAAAGUGCAGAGGCAGCGGUUGCGGCAUCCAGUCAGCUUGGAUGUCUGGUCCCUGAGCCUGGGGAAACUAUCGUUGAUAAUAUUUGUUGAUAAUAUUGGGGAAAACAGCCCUUAACUCGGGGGUUUUGCUGUCUGUCCUCUUGUCCAAAGCAGACUUCCAGGACUCUGAAGAAACAGUUACGAACAGGAUGCUUUUCCCCACCUCUGCGCAAGAAUCUUCCCGUGGCCUCCCAGAUGCAAAUGACUUGUGCCUUGGCCUGCAGUCCCUCAGUCUGACAGGCUGGGACCGACCCUGGAGCACCCAAGACUCAGAUUCCUCAGCCCAGAGCAGCACACACUCGGUACUGAGCAUGCUCCAUAAACCGCUGGGAAAUGUCCUGGGAAAACCCCCCUUGAGCUUCCUGCCUCUGGACCCCCUUGGGGCUGACUUGAUGGACAAGUUUCCAGCACCCUCAGUGAGAGGAUCCCGUCUGGACACCCGGCCCAUCCUGGACUCCCGUUCUAGCAGCCCCUCUGACUCAGACACCAGUGGCUUCAGCUCUGGAUCAGAUCAUCUCUCAGAUUUGAUUUCAAGCCUUCGCAUUUCCCCUCCUCUGCCCUUCCUGUCUCUGACGGGGGGUGGUCCCAGAGACCCUUUAAAGAUGGGGGUCGGAUCCCGGAUGGACCAAGAGCAAGCUGCUCUCACUGCAGUCACACCCUCCCCAACCAGUACAUCAAAGAGAUGGCCUGGAGCUUCUGUGUGGCCAUCCUGGGACCUUCUUGAAGCUCCCAAAGACCCCUUCAGCAUAGAAAGAGAGGCAAGGCUGCACCGGCAAGCUGCAGCUGUGAAUGAAGCCACUUGUACCUGGAGCGGCCAGCUUCCUCCCCAGAACUACAAGAACCCCAUCUACUCUUGCAAGGUGUUCCUAGGAGGUGUUCCCUGGGAUAUUACAGAAGCUGGAUUGGUUAACACCUUCCGUGUUUUUGGCUCUUUGAGUGUGGAGUGGCCUGGUAAGGAUGGCAAGCACCCCCGGUGUCCUCCCAAAGGCUAUGUGUAUCUGGUCUUUGAACUAGAGAAGUCUGUCCGGGCCUUGCUUCAGGCAUGUUCUCAUGACCCGCUGAGCCCAGAUGGCCUGAGUGAAUAUUAUUUCAAGAUGUCCAGCCGAAGGAUGCGCUGCAAGGAGGUGCAGGUGAUCCCCUGGGUCCUGGCUGACAGCAACUUUGUCCGGAGCCCGUCUCAGAGGCUUGACCCCAGCAGGACAGUGUUUGUCGGCGCUCUGCAUGGGAUGCUCAAUGCUGAGGCCCUGGCAGCCAUCUUGAAUGACCUAUUUGGUGGAGUGGUGUAUGCUGGGAUUGACACAGAUAAGCACAAGUAUCCCAUUGGGUCUGGUCGUGUGACUUUUAACAACCAACGCAGUUACCUGAAAGCAGUCAGUGCAGCUUUUGUGGAGAUCAAAACCACCAAGUUUACCAAGAAGGUUCAGAUUGACCCCUACCUAGAAGACUCUCUGUGUCACGUCUGCAGUUCUCAGCCUGGUCCUUUCUUCUGUCGAGACCAGGUCUGCUUCAAGUACUUCUGCCGGAGCUGCUGGCACUGGCGGCACAGCAUGGAGGGCCUGCGCCACCACGGCCCACUGAUGCGGAACCAGAAGAACCGAGACUCCAGCUAGAAGAGCUGGCCCUGCCCGGUGGCGCCCAAGGCUGGCACGUCAGGCAGCAGCCUGCACCACCUCGCCACUGGUGGCCAGGGAGCUGGCUUCCCGAGGACAAGGGAAAAUUGUAGUCACCUUUGCACUUGCUGAAUCUGUCUUUGUUUCUGCACUAAUUAAUGCACAAUGAGUUUUGUCCGGUUUUGUUUUCAGGGGUUAUGCCAGGGCUAGGACCGUCUGGCUCACCCUCCAAGCAACUCUGCAGUUUUCCCAGAUUUUAGUUCCUCAUUUUGCCGAUGAAAAGCAAAAAAAGAACUACGUGUCCAGAAGGUGUUGACACGGAUGCCUACAUCUAGGUUUAUUUAUUAAAAGCGCUUUUUUACAUUCCUUGCAAUACUGAUGGUGAUGACGCACAGGUCUCAUUGGUUUCAUUCUUGCAGUUGCCAUACAGUGCCUUUCCAUUUAUUUAACCCCCACCUGAACGGCAUAAACUGAGUGUUCAGCUGGUGUUUUUUACUGUAAACAACAAGGAGACUUUGCUCUUCAUUUAAACCAAAAUCAUAUUUCAUAUUUUACGCUCGAGGGUUUUUACCGGUUCCUUUUUACACUCCUUAAAACAGUUUUUAAGUCGUUUGGAACAAGAGAUUUUUUUCUUUCCUGGCAGCUUUUAACAUUAUAGCAAAUUUGUGUCUGGGGGACUGCUGUUCACUGUUUCUCACAGUUGCAAAUCAAGGCAUUUGCAACCAAGGGGAAAAAAAAAAUAGAUUUUUUUGUUUAUUUGAAACUGGGCCAGAUAAACCGUGUUUGAAUGGCUGCUGUAUAUAGUUUUAGAUGGUUUACUGCACCUUCUUAAGUUGCACUAUGUCGGUGGGGGGGGGAGGGAGGGUUGAUAGAAGUUUUUAAUCACAAAGUCACAGGACAUUUUUCUUUUUGUAACUGAGCUAAAAAGGGCUGCAUUUUGGUGGGGGCAGAUGAAGGCUCACAGGAGCCCUUUCUCCUAGAGGGGGCAAGUUACCUUUCCCGUAUCAUUUGAGAAAUGUAUGAAACAACAGUUGCAGUCGACUGAAAUGCUACUGGAAUUUGAAAACUUGACUUUUCUUUUUUUUUUAAAUUACUUGCCCCUCUUCGGGAAGCUGUGUGCCAAAGAACCAGUGUCAUAACCCCCCCUUCUCCUCCCUCCUGCUGAACUGAUGUUGCAUUGUUGCAUAUCCCAGCUACUCUGUGGGUUUUGUGAAGCUGUGUGUGAAGUCUCUACCUCAUUGUAGUAUAUGCAGGCAAGACUGCACUCUCCUACAGAUGUGUGGAGUAAGCUGUGGUGUAGUUUUUUUGGCACAUAAUAAACACGUUGCAGCAGAGUUCUGGUCUUGUCUCUGUGUCUGAGGUGUGGGGGCAGUGGGGCAGUAAGAUUCUAGAGUAAGAACUCUUGAUUCCUUGGGUUUUCUAUGGUGGGAUUCCACCCCAGGAUGGUGUUGGGGGUCAUUUUGGAGACGUGCCCUUGUGAGUGAGUACUUCUGGGGUCACUUCUGUGGUCAGA